Molecule: messenger RNA, 2466 nt
Organism: Ficedula albicollis (Collared flycatcher)
Lineage: Eukaryota; Metazoa; Chordata; Aves; Passeriformes; Muscicapidae
Gene: MAN1A2
Product: mannosidase alpha class 1A member 2
Exons: 13
Coding region: 139-2070 (643 amino acids)
Biological process (GO): N-glycan processing; carbohydrate metabolic process
Cellular component (GO): endoplasmic reticulum; extracellular exosome; Golgi membrane
Molecular function (GO): mannosyl-oligosaccharide 1,2-alpha-mannosidase activity; calcium ion binding
Source: RefSeq, a predicted model, not a curated record
CCUGCCCUCCCUUCCCCCGGCGCCCGCGGGGAGGAUGGUGAUGGUGCAGCCGCCCGCAGCCCCCGAGCCGGGCCGGGGCCGCCCUCCCCAGGGCUGAGGGGAUGAGCCGUGCCCCGCCGGGGGGUCGCUAGCGGAAGGAUGACCACUCCCGCCCUGCUGCCGCUCUCCGGGCGGAGGCUGCCGCCGCUGAACCUGGGGGCCUCCGCCUUCCCGCACCACAGGGCUACCUUGAGACUCUCCGAAAAAUUUAUCCUGCUCCUUAUUCUUAGUGCCUUCAUCACCCUGUGCUUCGGGGCGUUCUUCUUCCUCCCCGACUCCUCGAAGCACAAGCGCUUUGACCUGGGCUUGGAGGAUGUGCUCAUUCCCCACGUGGACACCAGCAAAGGGGGCAAGAACCUCGGCGGCUUCCUUAUCCACGGGCAAGGGCACGACGAGCACCGGCACAGAGAAGAAGAGGAACGUCUGAGAAAUAAGAUCCGAGCAGAUCAUGAAAAGGCUUUGGAAGAGGCUAAGGAGAAAUUGAAGAAAUCACGAGAUGAGAUUCAAGCUGAGAUUCAGACAGAAAAGAACAAAGUAAUGCAAGAACUGAAAAAGAAAGACAGCAAGCCACUGCCCCCUGUUCCUUUACCAAACCUGAUAGGGAUAAACAGCGGAGAACCAGCAGACCCAGAUAUCAGAGAGAAGAGGAACAAAGUUAAAGAGAUGAUGAAGCAUGCCUGGGACAAUUAUAGGCAAUAUGGAUGGGGACAUAAUGAGCUCAAACCAAUUGCCCGGAAAGGACAUUCCACCAACAUAUUUGGAAACUCACAAAUGGGUGCUACCAUAGUAGAUGCAUUGGAUACUCUUUAUAUCAUGGGCCUUCACGAUGAAUUCAGAGAAGGACAAGAAUGGAUUGACAAAAAUCUUGAUUUCAGUGUGAAUUCUGAAGUGUCUGUUUUUGAGGUCAAUAUUCGCUUCAUCGGUGGUCUUCUAGCAGCAUACUACCUUUCAGGACAAGAGGUUUUCAAGAUCAAAGCAGUGCAACUGGCAGGAAAACUUCUUCCAGCCUUCAACACACCUACAGGUAUACCAUGGGCAAUGGUGAAUCUGAAAAGUGGUGUUGGUCGAAACUGGGGCUGGGCUUCUGCUGGCAGCAGCAUCCUUGCUGAGUUUGGUACUCUGCACAUGGAAUUUGUUCACCUCAGCUAUUUGACAGGGGACCCUGUAUAUUACAACAAGGUCAUGCACAUUCGGAAAUUACUUCAAAAAAUGGAUCGUCCUAAUGGACUUUAUCCAAAUUAUUUGAAUCCAAGAACGGGCCGGUGGGGUCAGCAUCACACAUCCGUAGGCGGGCUGGGAGACAGUUUUUAUGAAUAUUUAUUGAAAGCCUGGCUUAUGUCAGACAAGAUGGACACAGAGGCAAGGAAAAUGUACGACGAUGCAAUUGAGGCUAUAGAAAAACAUCUCAUCAGAAAGUCCAAUGGAGGACUGACCUUCAUUGGGGAGUGGAAGAACGGGCAUCUUGAAAGAAAGAUGGGCCAUUUGACCUGUUUUGCAGGUGGAAUGUUUGCCCUUGGAGCAGAUGGUUCCAGAGAUGAUAAAGCUGGACAUUAUUUGCAGCUCGGAGCUGAAAUUGCACAUACAUGUCAUGAGUCAUAUGACAGGACAACACUAAAGCUGGGCCCAGAAGCAUUCAAAUUUGAUGGUGGCGUGGAGGCGGUGGCAGUACGGCAGAAUGAGAAGUAUUACAUCCUAAGGCCAGAGGUGAUUGAGACCUAUUGGUAUAUGUGGAGAUUCACCCACGAUCCCAAGUACAGGCAGUGGGGCUGGGAGGCAACACAGGCAAUUGACAAGUAUUGCCGAGUUAGUGGUGGCUUUUCUGGUGUCAAGGAUGUCUAUUCCUCAUCUCCUACAUAUGAUGAUGUACAGCAGAGCUUUUUCCUUGCUGAAACUUUGAAGUAUUUGUAUCUGCUUUUCUCCAAUGAUGAUCUCCUACCAUUAGACAACUGGGUUUUUAACACAGAAGCUCAUCCUCUGCCUGUUCUACAUUUAGCCAACACCACACUGUCAGGAAAUCCUGCAUAUCGAUAAAAACAGCUCUAUGAAGAGGAAGAGAGACUGUUUUCAGCUCUGUUUUGUUUACAUGGACCACUUGAGACUUUAGCAGGAGGGGAGACAGACAGACACUUGGUAAACCUAGAUCCCCGAGUCAAGCAAGUAUUGGCAUGGGAAACAAAGCUCUUCAGCAUAUAAAUAAGUUUAAAGUUCUGUUUUAUACAUGACCAAAACAUGUGAGUGUGUAUUUUGCAGGAUGGAGACUUCACACGCUUUGAACCCUGGCAAGACAUGGAAUCUACAGAUAAUAUAAAUGCAGCAGCACAAGGAAGAAGAGGCUUUCCCAUCCAGGGAGAGGAACUUGCUGCUUGCUGUUGCAAGAAACAACACACAGUCACCUCUUCAGACUGGGUGGGCUCCAAAUACCUAGGU